This is a messenger RNA of Coregonus clupeaformis (lake whitefish), 6673 nucleotides long. It is a transcript of the gene mdc1, whose product is annotated as mediator of DNA damage checkpoint 1. Lineage: Eukaryota; Metazoa; Chordata; Actinopteri; Salmoniformes; Salmonidae. Gene Ontology annotation, biological process: positive regulation of transcription initiation by RNA polymerase II. The record is from RefSeq and is a predicted model, not a curated record. Gene Ontology annotation, molecular function: protein binding. Gene Ontology annotation, cellular component: nucleus.
UCUGUAUUCAAAACGUCACGAUUAGCAUGUUUUUAUGUUACUGAUCAAAUUGCUUUAUCUACCAGCUAGUUACCUGCCUACCUAGCUGGCUUGAAGGUAAAACGUGUUCUUUAUGGUAAUUUCGCUUGGUGGCCUUGUUUUACUGAAUAAGUUAUUUAUAGUCACAUUUAGAAACGUUCUGUUUAACUUAGCUGGUUAGUUUGCUAGCUAGCUAACUAUCUUCUAACGUUAGCUAGCCAGUGCAUCCUGAUAAAACAAUUUAGCUGACUAACUAAAUACUGUUUUACUGCCAUGUUUUCUGUCCCUUUGGCUGAUUUUAGAUUGAAGGGUGAAUGGAGGCAACACAGCUGAUCGAUGACUCAAUAUUGGAAGAGUCAGAGGAGGAGGAUGGAGAGAAGCGAGGAGAGCCACUGGCCAAACUCAUGGUGUUAAAAAAUGAACACAUCCCAGAGACUGAGUUGCUUCUCUACCAGGGAGAGAAUGUGUUGGGUCGAAACCCAGACUCCUGCUCCCUGCCCCUCGUGGCCCGCUCCGUAUCCAAGCAACACACCGUCAUCUCCAUCUCAAUGUUUCGCGGCAACCGUCGUCACGACAACGUUGCCGCCAUGGAGACAGAGGCUUUAGUGUGGGACCUGGGGAGCAUGAACGGGACAAGGAAGGGCCGGACCAAACUGACCCCUCACGUCCGCUACGCUCUGACCGAGGGAGAGUGUGUGGUAAUAGCUGACAUCCCCUGCCAGUAUGUCUCUGUGGACAAGAGGGUGGGACAGGGGCACAUUUGGAACCCGACGAACGCAGACUCUGGAAGGGGAAGGAGGACAGGGCCAGACAGGAAGGCCCAGCUCAGAGGAAGCCCCAGUCCUAGGAGCCAAGGUCCUGAACGAGAGACUGGCACACCAAAGACUGAGAGACAGACUGAGGGUAGAGGAGUCAAUGGAGAGAUGGGGGCACCGACUAAGCUGGAUGGAAAGGGUAGAACUCCGGCCAAACCCCUGUCCUUUGAACAAACCCCCACACAGCCUGAGAGAACACUGGUGCCUGAAUCGGAGUCUGACUCCGACGGAGAGCGAGAGGGACGGAGAGACAAACGGGGAAAGUUGUUUGGUAAAAUCUCUGAUUCUGAAUCCCACAUGUCCAGUCCCACCUGUUCUACAUUCCUCAGUCCUACAAACAAAGUCAUUCCAGAGAGUGAGGACGAGAGCCCCAUCACUCCCUCCUCCUCCGCUAAAAACAGACCCAAGAAAAUAGUGAGCUUCAGUGAGGAGGAGAGCGACGGAUGGACCGAGACAGCAGCCCAGGAGAAGAAGGCACAAGUGAUAGUGGACGACAGCGAAGAAGAGGAGGAAGAGAAGGAGGGGAAGGAAGCCAAAGAGGCACUAGGAGAGAAGGAAACUGGGAAAAGGACAAGAGGAAAUGAGGAUGUGUCAGUAGAAGUGGUGAACCAGGUCAGUCAAGCUGAGAGAGCUGGAUUAACCCCCUCCGCACCAAUGGUGUCUACGGAGGACAAGUUUAACACGGACAGUGACACAGACGUAGAGGGAGAGGAGGAGAUGGGGCUGUCUGCACCUGUAAACGGUGUUAAGCCACCAGUCGCAACAGAACCUCCUACAGACUCUGACCCAGGCCAGCUCCACAUGGACAGUGAUACUGAUGUGGGGAAGGGGAUACUAUGGGCAAUUCUUUUGGGCAGUGAUACUGAUGAAGAGGACAACCAUUUUGCCCCUCCGGCCAGCAGCAGAACAGCGGAGCUCCUUAAGCCACCCACCAGUGUAGGACCUGCAACUGCUGCUCCUCUGGAGAUCAGGUCUGACAGCGACACAGACUUAGAGGAAGACGCCACACAGACAAUGAACCCUACUCCUCCUAAUGUCGCCACGGUAACGGAAGACGCGGCCGUGCUUCCAUCACACACAACAACGACGACAACGGGUGCUGUUACCACGACAAUCGCUCUCAGGUCUCAGGACUCUGAUGCUGAUACAGAUGCGGAGGAGGAGGGGUUGGAGCCCAAAACCCCCGGUGUCAGCCCCCAGCAGGGAUGGUCCCGGAGUCGGACCCCAGUGAGCCCAGUGACUUCAGGAUGGCCAGUGAUACGGAUGAGGAGGAGGAUGGACCAGGGGAGGCAGGCCAGGGACAGACUCCAGUUCGGACCAGAGAGGGGGAAGCUGGACCUGGGCUGCUCCCCCUGGGGGGCUCCCCUGGCCCUCAUCAGAAACCCAGCUCUCCCUCCUGUGCUGAGGCCCACAGCAGCAUUGUCCUGCUCUGCAUCAGACAGCCAGGAGGACGAUGACUUUGUGGUGUCCGAGACCCAGUCGUUUGUGUUGGAGGGCCAGGACCAGGGCCAUCAGAGCAGCCUUCCAGUGGAACCCACCCUGGAUGCCACGCAGCCCUACAGUCUGGAGCCUUCCUUGGGGGAGGACCGGGGGGAGCAGCCCAGCCGAGGCUCCUUCCAGCUGGGUCUGUCAGACAGCAGCCACCUCCACCUCCAGGCCAGGGACCAGGCCUCAGAGAGCACCAAGGCAUUCAGCUUCCCAGAUGGGGAGUUGGAGGCCACCCAGGCUUAUGGCGCUGGAGCUGUGGUUCCCACUCCGUCCUCCAGGGCUUUUCUGGCCCAGACAGUAGCCACAGAGAGCACCCAGGCUUUCGGCUCCCCAGAUAGGGAUUCUGACCUGGAGGCCACCCAGGCCUAUGGAUCUGGAGGGGGGAGCGAGGAGCCUGGCCUUGGCCGGAGGUCUGCGGUGUUCGCGAGGAACAGGCAGGUAGACUUUGCCCUGGAGGCAACACAGGCUUAUGCUGCCCAGCCUCGCAGUGACAUAAAGGAUGAAGAUGAAGAGGGAGAGGAGACGCAGCCCUUGGAGUUCCCCACUACAUCUAAUGUUGCUACAGCUGAAACCCUGCCCAUGUCUGCCUGUGAGGAAGAGGAGGGUGAGGAGGAGAAAGAUUUGGUUGGGGCUAAGCCCUCCACCCCAGAGAGUGAUGAUGAGGAAGAAACCAAACCAGACUCACCCAGAAGAAGAGGACAGUCCCAAAAACAGACAGUAGAAGAGGAGGAAACACAACCUAGUGAGUUCCUCACCAGCUCCCACAUCUCCACCGCUGAAACUCAGCCUAUGGGUACUUGUGACACUGAGGAAGAGAAGGAGGAGGACACCAAAGCUAAAGGACGGGUUCAGAGAGAGCGGGGGAAAGAGUCGGAGGCUGCGACAAGCGGUGUCAGCAGUAGAGGUAGAAGAGGAGCUAGAGGAGGAGAGGAGGAAGAGGAGGAGAGCUCUGAGCCUCUGAAGACACAGACGACAGGGAAGGGGAAGGCUGUGAACACUACGAGAGGCGGAGGGAGGAGAGGGAAGAAAGAGGGAGAAAAAGAAAGACUUGAGAUGGAACGGAGAGAGGAGGAAGAGGGAAUAGAGAAAGAAAGAGAAGAAGGAACUGAGAAGGAAAGGUUGCGGAAGGAAAAGGUAGAAUCAGAAAGGGUUAUGAAGGAACAACAGGAGAGAGAAAGGAUGGAACGGGAUGAGAGAUUAGAGAGGGAGAGAGUAGAAACAGAAAGGAUGGAGAGAGAGAAAAGGGAACAGGAGGAAAGAGAGCGGCUUGAGAGGGAAAGGAAGGAACGAGAAGAGCAAGAAAGACUGGAGAGGGAGAGGAAAGAAAAAGAGAGGAAAAGACUGGAGAGUGAGGAAAAAGAAAAGCAAGAAAAAUUGGAGCGAGAAAGCAGGGAAAGAGAAGAGAAGGAGCGAUUGGAGCGAAAGAGGGUGGAAAGAGAGGAGAAGGAAAAAAUGGAAAGAGAAGAGAAGAAAAAACAGGAGCGAGAACGACUGAAGAUGGAAAAUAAAGAGAAGGAGCGAUUAGAAAUGAAGGAUAGAGACCUGAAAGAAAAACUGGAGAGGGAGAGACUGGAGAGAGAAAAACAGGCAAAGAAAGACGAUGAAAAUGAGCCAAAAACAUCCACGAGAGGUCACAGAGCAACCACCAGGAGAACCAUCACGGUUCCACCCACAACGCAACCACAACCUGAACUUGACGUUCUGUCCAGCCAACCAGAACCAGUCCCAGCUAGUAUAACUAGGUCUCGCUCCAACUCUUCCAGCUCUGAGAGAUCCAUCUCCAGCAUGGGCACCCAGGGGAGCAGAGGGAGAGGGCGGGGAGAGGGGGGAGGAAGACCACCAGCACCACAGAUGCAGGACAUUCUCUCCAGCGAACAGUUUGUUGCCAGGAGAACCCGUUCUCGCUCCAGCUCCACCAACUCCCACAGCUCCCUCAACUCAGAGGUCCCCACCUGUAGUGUGGCUAGCGUGAGCACUCAGAUCAAAGGGAGGGGAGGAGGGAGAGGGAGGAAGACUGGGACAGAGUCUGUCCCUCCCAGUAACAGCCAGAGUGAGCAGCCUCCAGCCCCAAAGCCCACUGCCAGAGGCAGGAGAAGCCAGAAAGUAGAGGAUGAUGCUCCACACCCUGAGAUUAACGAGAAGGCUGAUUCUCUGGAGGCUGGUGGUACCACUAGAGGCGGAGUGGAGUCUAAAACAGGUGGGAAAGGGAGGAAGUGGGAGAGAGGAGAAGGAGGAGAGCAGUGGGUUCAAGGUUCCCCGGGAAAAGCUAAUGUUCCGAGGGGAGGGAGACGGAGGGCAGCUGAGGAGGAAGGAGAGAAAGAGGAGAAACCUGCAUCCACUCCAGCAAAGAGGGGUAGAGCCUCCACUGCACAGGAGGAGAAGAGUAUGGAAGGACGGGGUGAGAAGAUGGAAGAGGAAGAGACUGGUACUGUGCAGAGGAAAGUCCGAGGCAGGCAUUCGACGGUUCAGAUAAAGAAAGCAGAGGAAUCUGUUUUGGACUCUAAUUCUAUGGUGCCCCAGACCCCUAAAGGUAACGGAAGAGGUAAGCGUAGCGCCACUGUGGACUCAUCUCCGCUAGCCAAGUCCCCUCGCUCCUCCUCUGCCUCUCCCCUGUCCUCCCUCUCCUCCCCUGGGACACUGUGCAGAGCUAGGGCCACCACGCAGUCCUACAAGGUGUUGUUUACAGGAGUGGGGGACGAGGAGGGGGGUAAGGUGGUGUCUCGUCUGGGGGGCAGCCUGGCGAAGGGCGUGGCCGACAUGACCCACCUGGUGACUGACAGGGUCCGACGCACCGUCAAGUUCCUGUGUGCUGUGGCCCGUGGCGUGCCCGUCGUCACCACCGAUUGGCUGGAUAAGUGUGGUAAGCUGGGUCGUUUCCUACCGACUGACAGGUACCUGGUGAAGGACAGAGAGCAGGAGCACAAGUUCAGCUUCUGUCUGGAGGAAUCACUGAGGACCGCCAGCACCCAAGCAUUCCCUCUCCUCUCUCAGGGUUAUGAGGUCCAUGUAACCAGGUCAGUGUUGCCAGAGCCGGCCCAGAUGAAGGACAUCAUCACCUGUAGCGGAGCUCGCUUCCUCUCCAAGAUGCCCUCCACUCAGAAGACCCAGGCCCAGACCGUAGUGAUAUCAUGUGGGGAGGACUGGUCUCUCUGUGCUCCUGCUCUCUCUGCUUCUCUCCCCGUCCUCAGUGCUGAGUUCCUGCUAACUGGUAUAUUACAGCAGAGAGUGGACCUGGUAACCCAUGUCCUCUCAGCCCCCAAACCCAGCGCCCAGCCAGGAGGCAAAGGCCAGGACAGGGGCAGGAAGAAAACGUAACAGAAAGACGAAACUCACCUGGGUGGUAUUCAUUAGUGCACACUGUAGCAAAACAUUAUGCAACAGAAAACAAAAACAAGUGUUUCUUAUUGGACAAGUUCAGGUAAUCCCUCCCUGUUUUAGUCUGUUUUCUUCCGUUAGGUGAAUAUGACCCUGUAUACAGGGCCAGGGAGAAGAAGGCAUUACAGUUCCAGAGAAGACAGCAGACGCCCACCUGUCUGUCUGUCUGUCUGUGUGUGUGAUGGGCUAGCAUGCAGCACCCACCUCCACCUGUAUAGAGAACAGUAGCAGGUCCAGGCCACAGAGGAGUAGUAACUACAGUACUUCACCCCUGGAGAGGCAAGAGACCGUUACACACCUGAGAGAGAGGAGAAUGAGGAUUUGGCUGUCCAAGAGACAGUGGCAGCAUCCCAAAUGGCACCCUAUUACCUACGUUUGACAAGAGCCCUGCACUAUAUAGGGAAUAGGGUGCCAUUUGGGAUGCAGACGUAAAAGGCUGGUGAGAGGACACAUCCACCUGUAUGACCGACUAGAUAGUUGAGAAUGUAUUCACUCAGAUAAGAAGAAAAACAACCCCAAGAGAUGGAAAUGUAUUCCUAUGUUUAGAGGGUAGAGAAAAUAAAUGCAGAGAAAUGCUCUGAAUAGAUUUGUGUAAAUUUUUUCUAAAUAUGAGUUAACAUAGAGAGAAGAGACUGAGCAAUACAAGAGAUAAUAUACUGCCUAUCCCGGUCAUAUUUCUUUUAUCUGUCUCUUCCUGUCUCUUCCCUCCAUCUCCUGCUCCUUAUUUAUACUGAUUAAUAGACAUCCUCUAGCCUUUGUAGAAACAUAACAAAUAUAUAUAUAUAGUGCCUAUUUUAUGAGGGUAAUGUUGAAUAUAAAAUAUGUCUUCCCUAGCUGUGAUUGCUGAAGGGACAUUGCUUCAAUCUUAGAGAAAGGACUGAACUGAUUGUUUUAAUGCUGCUCGUCCAUCUACAUCUUUGUAUGGCUAGGAGUUAAAUGUGUCUUUAUUUACUGACCAAUAAACCUUUUGUACUGAA